Stegodyphus dumicola is the source of this 2173-nucleotide messenger RNA. Its product is annotated as WD repeat-containing protein 18. The record is from RefSeq and is a predicted model, not a curated record. Gene Ontology annotation, molecular function: protein binding. Gene Ontology annotation, biological process: DNA-templated DNA replication; rRNA processing. Gene Ontology annotation, cellular component: rixosome complex; nuclear pre-replicative complex. Lineage: Eukaryota; Metazoa; Arthropoda; Arachnida; Araneae; Eresidae.
AGUGCAAAACAAGACAUUUUCCUCUCUGUCUGUCUGUCUAAGCGUUUUGAAUUUUUUCGGACUGUUUUCGUUUCUCUUUUGAGUAUUUUACAUGUAGUUUGUAUUAUUAUUUCCUCUUUGUAAAUAAACUGAGAGUAUGGAUAGCCCAGCUGAGGUUAUUCUUACAUCCGAUGCUACAAAUAAGUUGACUAAUUGUAGCAUUUAUGAUGCAAAAACUGGAACACUUAUGUCUACUUAUAAAGGGGAUAACAGUGCUCCUAAAACUCUUUCUCUCAUUUCCAGUCAUUAUUUGAUAAGUGCCUCAGUUGAAAAGCCUUUACUGAAUGUAUGGACCGUUUCAAAAAAGAUCCCCAAAUCAUCUGCUCAUUUUAUAUGUCCUGGAUCUGUUACAGCACUUAGUGUCUCCAGAUCUGGAAGAUAUUGCAUUGGUGCCAUUGAAAAUAAGAUUUAUGUGUGGCAGGUUGAGACAGGUGAUCUUUUGGCCAUACUUUCUCGUCAUUAUCAAAACAUUACUUGUUUUGGAUUUACUACUGAUGAAGCUUUUUUUCUUUCUGGUGGAGAAGAUGGAAUGGUGUUGGUGUGGUAUUUAUCUGAUGUUGUAUCUUAUCAAAAGGAACAAGAUUCUAAACCUCAUUAUUCAUGGCAUCAUCAUUCAGCAGGAGUUACUGAUAUUUAUGUAGGACUUCUAGGAGCGCAUGCUCGUGUUGCUACAGUAUCCCAUGAUAUGACUUGUAAACUUUAUGAAUUAGCAACUGGAAAUAUCCUGUGUUCAGUAUGUAUGGAUCUACCCUUGACAUCUGUUGCCAUGGACCAUUUUGAAAAUUUCCUAUUGUUAGGCGCACAGAAUGGAAAAAUAUAUAAAGUCAACAUAUUUUCUCAGUUGCCUAAAGAACUUCAUUACAGCCAAGUAUCAAGAAAAAAUGCAUUUGUAGGGCAUCAGAAAUCAGUUGUGUGUUUAUCUGUGUCCUUUAGUGGUAAGCAAAUUUUAUCAGGGUCUGAUGAUAAAACAUGCAAAGUGUGGGACAUAGAAACAUUGACUUGCCUCAGGACCUUACACCAUGAAGGUCCAGUAACUAAUGCAUUUUUUGCAUUAAAACCACACUGUCUCACCGCAGAAAAUGUAUCACCAGAUUUUCCUAUUAAAGAAUUCAGUCGUGUUUUGUUCAGCGAAGAUGAUCUAGAUGAGAUGCAAACCAUGUAUAUGUCCUCAAAACAAUUACCAGUGCAUCUUUCACUUAUGCAUGCAGGGAGUCCUGAUAUUUAUUUCAGUCCAAUAGUUCAACCUGACACAGAAAGACAUGUAGAUGAGAAAAUAAAUGGAAUUAAAGAUGCAUAUAAAGAAAUGAAAGUAAUAAAUGCCCAAAUGUAUUCACAUAUGCUUAAUAGCGUAUACAAAGAUUUAGAAGUGUGUACUUCCGAUUCUGAUUAAAUUUUAAUGAUUUGUAUAAAAUUUAUAAAUGUUUUAUUUUUAUAACUUUAUAAUUUUCACAUUUUAAUGAAAGAUGUGAAUAUUUCAUCAUGUUCAUCAUUUUAUUGAUUUUGAUAUGAAUAAUGAUUUUAAUUCAAAGAAAGUGUGUAUAUAAUGCUGUUCCAGAAUACAGUAUUAGGCUUUUGAAAAAUUUGUUCUUGUUUACGUAUUUUUUGGGCAUUUAUACUAUUCUUAUCACAGUGUUAAUCUGGUCAUUUUUAAACAGAAUCGGGGGGGGGGGGAUUAAAAAAAAAGGUAAUAAAAUUGCAUUAUAGUCAGAAAACUUCAUAUAUCUGUGUACAGUUUACUAUCAUUUGCUACAAUUAUGCAUUUUAUCCCGUUUAAAAAAGUUCAGAAUUUUGUAAUUCAAUAUAUACUUUCUUGUAUUUCAUAUAUUUUGUGGGCAUGUAGUGAUGGUAUUUUUAAAUUUGUUUUUGUGUGAUGAGAAUAUUAUUAUUUGAAUACAAUAGCACAAAGACCUUACCCUGACUUUUCCAAAGUAUGAAUAUUUUAAAAUUGAAAGUUGCAGUGCACAGUAUUUAUUACUUGUUUUUACAUAUUAAAUGCUCCAUAUGUAUACUGCAGUUUUACUUUGUGAUAUUUGAAGGAAAAAAAAAAAAAAAAAAAAAAAAUUCUGUGUUAUGUAAAAAUAAUUCUUUUCAUCUUUUUGAAAGAUUGGUAAUAAAAAAAAUUGUAUUGACUUAA